UUGACAUUAUUACAUCUGUCUUUUGACAAGAAUUUUAUAACCAAACCAUGUUUCUGUCAUGAUUUCUCGAUAGAUUUUCGUGAUUCAAUUUGUUGAGCGGUUGUGCAACAUUCAUUAAAAACAUUAAAAUAUAUCAUUAAAUAUAAAGUGAAGUCAAUCAGCAUGUGGAAAGGUCUUAGAUUAACGCAAUCUCAGUUAUCGAAACUCCAUUUCAAUGGGCAUAAACUUCAGCCUGUCGGUGUGCCAGCCUUAGAUUCAGUGUUAAAUCAGUGGUACGAAUUCUGUAAAAAGCCACCGAAGGGUUUCGAGAAGUAUUUCCAGCCGGGAACGAGUCAGAAACAGCCUAAAAUUCCGGACAAGGAGGGUUCACCCGGUCCGUCUAAAAGUGCCUCACCGUCUCCAAAACCUAGUAGUUCGGACAAAUGGAACAUAAAUAUGUUUUCAAACACAGGCGGUGGCCGCGGCGGUGGUGGAAGAGGAGGCUACGAAGGCCAGGACCGAGAGAAAUGGAUGAUGUUCAGUGCAAUGGGCGUAAUGACAUUGCUUGCCUCAUUUGCGUAUUUUGAAAUGAGAUACAAGGAAAUAAGUUGGCGCGACUUCGUUAAUUUAUACCUAAACAAAGGCACAGUUGAAAAACUCGAAGUUAUUAAUAAGAAAUGGGUGCGUGUGAAGUUGCAACCUGGGUCAGCCUUGGAGAACAAGAUUAUUUGGUUUGCUAUCGGCAGUGUGGACUCUUUUGAGAGGAAUUUGGAGAAUGCACAGACGGAAAUAAGUGUUGAUCCUCCAAAUUUUGUUCCUGUAAUUUAUAGGACUGAAGUAGAAGCUGCUAGUUUGACUGGAUUGCUUCCGACAUUGCUUAUUAUAGGAUUUUUGAUUUAUAUGAUGAGAAGAUCUGCUGACAUGAUGGGACGUGGCGGUAGGAAAGGAGGUGGUCUGUUUGGAGGUGUCAUGGAAUCGACAGCUAAGCUUAUAAACCCUACAGACAUUGGUGUAAAAUUCCAAGAUGUAGCUGGCUGCGAAGAGGCCAAAAUAGAAAUAAUGGAGUUUGUCAACUUUCUGAAGAAUCCACAGCAGUACAUUGACCUCGGAGCCAAGAUUCCCAAAGGAGCUUUGCUAACAGGACCGCCUGGUACUGGUAAAACGCUUUUAGCAAAGGCAACAGCCGGAGAAGCAAAUGUUCCUUUCAUAACUGUAUCUGGAUCUGAAUUCUUAGAGAUGUUCGUUGGUGUCGGUCCUUCCAGAGUGCGUGACAUGUUUUCAAUGGCCCGUAAACAUGCUCCGUGUAUUCUAUUCAUAGAUGAAAUUGAUGCUGUUGGCAGAAAGAGGGGAGGCCGUAGUUUCGGAGGUCAUUCGGAGCAGGAGAAUACUUUAAAUCAACUUCUAGUUGAAAUGGAUGGUUUUAACACAACAACAAAUGUAGUAGUGCUAGCGGCGACGAACAGAGUUGAUAUUUUGGAUAAAGCUCUACUCAGACCGGGAAGAUUUGACCGACAGAUAUUUGUGCCCGCCCCAGAUAUUAAAGGAAGAGCUUCCAUUUUCAAAGUGCACUUAGGCCCACUCAAGACUAGUUUGAAUAAAGAAAAUCUGGCGAGGAAAAUGGCUGCUUUAACACCAGGCUUCACCGGCGCUGACAUAGCGAACGUGUGCAACGAAGCCGCCCUCAUCGCAGCCAGGGAGCUGGCCACGGGGAUCACGAUGAAGAACUUUGAGCAAGCCAUCGAGCGGGUCGUCGCCGGCAUGGAGAAGAAGUCCAACGUUCUCCAACCGGACGAACGCAAGAUUGUCGCUUACCACGAAGCAGGACACGCCGUGGCCGGGUGGUUCCUGCAACAUGCCGACCCGCUACUCAAAGUCUCCAUCAUACCGAGAGGCAAAGGGUUAGGGUACGCACAGUACCUGCCGAAAGAACAGUAUUUGUACAGCAAGGAACAGCUGUUCGAUAGAAUGUGCAUGACGCUCGGUGGGAGGGUGAGCGAGGAGUUGUUCUUCGGAAGGAUCACCACAGGAGCUCAGGACGAUUUGAAGAAGAUAACGCAGAGCGCGUACGCACAAAUAGUACACUACGGCAUGAACCCGAAAGUCGGUAAUGUGUCAUUCGAAAUGCCACAGCCGGGAGAAAUGGUUAUAGAUAAACCUUAUUCGGAAAAAACAGCGGAGUUGAUCGAUUCUGAAGUGAGAGAUUUGAUUUCGACUGCGCAUAGGCACACGACUGAUUUGCUGACGAAGCACAAAGAUAAUAUAACUAAAGUAGCGGAGAGAUUAUUGAAACAGGAGAUUUUGAGUCGAGAUGACAUGAUUGAACUGUUGGGGCCUAGGCCGUUCCCGGAGAAGAGUACUUAUGAGGAGUUUGUUGAAGGCACAGGGUCUUUGGAAGAAGAUACGUCAUUACCUGAAGGUUUGAAAGAUUGGAAUAAAGAGAAGCAGCCGACGAAUCCGCCAGCGGAGAGCAUACCGACGGGCGCAAGUAGUAAAAAUUAAGUAGGAAUAUUGUUAGGUUGAUGUACGAAAAAGGUGGAUGAUUCAAUACUGAAGACGAAUUUACUUUGUGGAAUUAUACAGUCGCUUGUAGAUAAGAUGUAGUAGGUAUUAUGAACCCAAUCUUCUAAAAUAUUAGGUUCUAAACGCGAAUGUAAAUGAUACUCAACACUCUGUGAAAAGGCCCAAUAAACUAUUAUAUGAUAAUACUUUGGUCCAUAACAAAGUUAUUUUACAGAGCUGUGAAUAUUUGGGAUAAGUAAAGGGAAUUUUGAGACUCAUUUCCGUGAAUUUCCGGAACGUGCAUUUAUUGAAAAUGUUCAUGGGCAAGUUAAGAAUUAUUCUUUUUAUUAUCUAGCCGCUUCAAAAUAAGAUUUCUAUCAUUGCAUAAUAUAAUGGUCACAACACAACAUACGCAGAAUGGAUACAACUUUAUUCAGAUGCCAUGUAGACAAGAAAAUACAUUGAUUGAUUUAUCGUACAAAUAUAAUUUGUAAAGCACAAUGUGCGGAUUUAAUGCUAAAAGCGUCAUCUUGUUUUCGUUGCGACAAUUUAAGUACUCGACAACUGUUAAACAAAUUUGGAAGACAAAAAGGGGUAUUUUAAUAGGAUUUCGCUCUUUCGAGCAAAGAAUAAGAUAGAACCUUUGUGUUAGAGGCAAGAUCUUUGCCACUGCGGCAAGGUGCCACCAAUGUAUGUAGCUGACCUAAUUAAUAACUUUUAUAAUGAGCAUGCGUGUUUGCAAAACUUUUGCCAGUAACGUGAAUGAUAUAGUCCACCUUUAUUGUACGUCAAUUGAUUGUUGAUCAACUUGUGAAUUUACCUAUAAGAGGUUUGUUUGUUUUGUUAAUGUUUAUGUGUAGAAAGUGUUAGAUUAUUUUGUUGCAACUGGCAAUACAGUAUUUUUUUAGUCUGGUAGCCCGAAACGAAAUCAAGAACAAAAUUAGGGCUGCUCGCAUUUCUUAACGUGUAAUAUAGCCUCCGUUGUGUAAUACGCUUUUUGUAACAUAAAUAAAUUCUAGUUAAAUAUUUUU
This is a messenger RNA of Amyelois transitella, 3509 nucleotides long. It is a transcript of the gene Afg3l2, whose product is annotated as AFG3-like protein 2. Gene Ontology annotation, biological process: mitochondrial protein processing; protein-containing complex assembly. Bases 163 to 2478 code for a protein of 771 amino acids. The transcript is spliced from 2 exons. Gene Ontology annotation, cellular component: m-AAA complex; membrane. Gene Ontology annotation, molecular function: ATP-dependent peptidase activity; zinc ion binding; metalloendopeptidase activity. NCBI's taxonomy places the organism in Eukaryota, Metazoa, Arthropoda, Insecta, Lepidoptera, Pyralidae. The record is from RefSeq and is a predicted model, not a curated record.